CCCAGCUCACCUCCCUCCUCAGGCCCCGCUUCCUCCCCGAUACUCACUUCGGCCCAGCUCUAGUUCUCAGCACCCUCCUCAGGCCCCGCCCCCUCCCGCUACUCACUUGGGCCCCUCCCUAUUUGUCAUAACCCUCCUCAAUCCCCGCCUCCUCCGCUCCCCAAUUACUCACCUGGGCCCCGCCCCAGCUCACCGCCCGCCUCAGGCCCCGCCCCCUCCACCCGGCUCCCUUUGCUCAGGGAGGGCCUCCCCUACCGGAACAUCCCGCCUUUUGGAGGCUACGCCCCGCCCUUUACGCUACAGAGCCCGGAAGUGUCUUGAACUCGCGUUUCCAUCUUCCGGCCUCGCGUCUCUCUCAGGCUCGGUUUUACCCCGGAGUGUAUUCGAAGGGGGCUGCUACGUCAGCGCGUCUCGGCGUGAGACAGCGCUGUUCCGCUGUAACAGCUUCCGGCGGGUCCUGGAUGUUGAUGUCCUGCGUCUAACGCGGUGCAACGCCUGAAACCGAGCGAGCUCCGGAGGGGUCCGGAGGAAUUUCAGUAUCUGCUGCGGUAACCUUAUCAGCUCGCCAAGAUGGCGAUGCAAGCGGCCAAGAGGGCGAACAUUCGACUUCCACCUGAAGUAAAUCGGAUAUUGUAUAUAAGAAAUUUGCCAUACAAAAUCACAGCUGAAGAAAUGUAUGAUAUAUUUGGGAAAUAUGGACCUAUUCGUCAAAUCAGAGUGGGGAACACACCUGAAACUAGAGGAACAGCUUAUGUGGUCUAUGAGGACAUCUUUGAUGCCAAGAAUGCAUGUGAUCACCUAUCGGGAUUCAAUGUUUGUAACAGAUACCUUGUGGUUUUGUACUAUAAUGCCAACAGGGCAUUUCAGAAGAUGGACACAAAGAAAAAGGAGGAACAGUUGAAGCUUCUCAAGGAGAAAUAUGGCAUCAACACAGAUCCACCAAAAUAAAUGUUUCCUACAUUUUCAUUUUGGACUAAAUCCCAUGAAUGACAAUUUUCCACUUUUUUUUCCUUUUUAAUUAAUACUAAAUAUUGUGAUUUCUCAUUUGAGGUUCAACAUGACCUACUUGAAACUUUGAUACGUAUUAGAAUACAUUGUGUUAAUAAAUUUACAGCUUUUUGUGAAACACCUCAAUCUUUUCUCUUGAACUUUCCCUUCCUGUUUGAUACCAGGAAAAAAUAGUUGAAGCUUAUCAAGAAUUGUAGGUGCUCCUAGGGAUUCUGUGCUUCUUGAGAACAGGACCUCUUAAUGUAAAUUCUUAAUGCCUCCAGGGCCCGGUGCAGUGCUUAGCCAUCAAAGGAACUUGCUGUUUAUUGAAUGUCUGUUAAUAAUUAAACCUUCAUAACAACUCAGUGAAGAUAGGUAUUUGCAUUUUGCAGGUGAGGAAACCAAAGCUCAUGAUGUUGGUUAAAUGAAUAAAAUGCUAACAUACAAAGCUGGUGUGAUAACAACCAGUUAUUAACCAAGCCUUUACAUGUGAAUAAUGCUUGCUUUAUAGUUAACAAAACACCUUUGUCAAUAUGGGUACCCUUGUCUUUAGAACAGAGGUCUGUUAUAGAAAUGGUCAUUUAGAUGAUAGUACAUUGUUAGAAACUUAGAUUUGCCUCUUUAAAUUUUUUAAAAAAUUAUUAUGGGUACAUAAUGGUUGUCACAUUGGUAGAAAUUUGAGAGCAAGCUGCUUGGGUAGUGGUGUUGGUUGUUAUAUGUCUAAGAUUGUAUUUAUGUAGCCUUUUCCUUUAGUUAUUAAGCAUCUGUAUAUAUUUUGGACCUUAGUUCAUAAUAUAUCUUUACCAUAAAUAAAAUACUUAAUGCUCA
Molecule: messenger RNA, 1815 nt
Organism: Chlorocebus sabaeus (green monkey)
Lineage: Eukaryota; Metazoa; Chordata; Mammalia; Primates; Cercopithecidae
Gene: SF3B6
Product: splicing factor 3b subunit 6
Cellular component (GO): cytoplasm; nucleus
Molecular function (GO): mRNA binding
Source: RefSeq, a predicted model, not a curated record